This is a messenger RNA of Syngnathus acus (greater pipefish), 2265 nucleotides long. RefSeq names its product double C2-like domain-containing protein alpha. The record is from RefSeq and is a predicted model, not a curated record. Lineage: Eukaryota; Metazoa; Chordata; Actinopteri; Syngnathiformes; Syngnathidae. The transcript is spliced from 11 exons. The coding region runs from base 68 to 1414 and encodes 448 amino acids.
UCCAUCCGUCUCCCUCGCUGCACUGUGCUGGAAUCCCCUCCUCCUCUUCAUCUUCUUCUUGUCUUUUAUGAGGAGUUUCACUCUUGCUCGGAGUCUUUCGACCUUCAUCCCAAUGACGGUGCGGAAAGGAAAAACUUUAGCCGUCACCAUCCAGGAGCACAUGGCCAUCGACGUCUGCCCGGGACCGAUCCGGCCCAUCCGGCAAAUCUCCGCCUACUUCCCCCGUCUCUCGCCAACUUCGUCCUUCUCGGAGCCGCUCUCGCCCAAUCAGACGGGAGCAGCCGGGGUCACCGCCAGUGGAGCCGGGGCGCUCAGCCCGGGCCGCGCGGGAGACGUGAGCGGCGGCGGGCUGUUGUCGCCUUUGUUGGCGGCGGGAGGCGGCGGUGGCUUGCUGUCCGCCAUGAGCAGCGUCGACACCUCCAUCGAGGUGGACAGCUGCGACAGCGACGAUAACACAUCUUUGGGCACGUUGGAGUUUGACCUGCUGUAUGAUCGAGCCACCAGCUCCUUGCACUGCACUGUCCUGAAAGCAAAGGGUCUGAAACCGAUGGAUUUCAACGGGCUGGCCGAUCCCUACGUCAAGCUGCACCUUUUGCCGGGAGCCUGCAAGGCCAACAAACUGAAAACCAAGACUGUCCGUAACACUUUGAACCCGGUGUGGAACGAGACGCUGACGUACUGCGGCAUCACCGAGGAGGACAUGUCUCGCAAAACGCUGCGGGUGUCCGUCUGCGACGAAGACAAGCUGACUCACAACGAGUUCAUCGGGGAGUCGCGGGUGGCUCUGCGCCGCGUGAAGCCCGACCAGACCAAACACUUCAACAUCUGUCUGGAGCACCCGCCUCCUCUGCCCUCGCCCACGGCCAUGAGCACAGCACUCAGAGGCAUCUCCUGCUACCUGAGAGAGUGGGAGACGGAGCAGCAGAGAAGUCUGGAGGAGCGAGGCCGUUUGCUGCUGUGCCUGCAGUACGUCCCCCCUGCCGACGACGGCGAGGGGGCCGGCGAGAGGGCCCGCGGUGGGCUGUGCGUGGGCGUCAAGCGCUGCGCGCACCUGGCCGCCAUGGACGUCAACGGCUUCUCCGACCCCUACGUUAAAACGUACCUCAAGCCAGACGUUCAGAAGAAGUCCAAGCACAAAACAGCGGUGAUAAAAAAGACUCUCAACCCGGAGUUUAAUGAGGAGUUCUUCUACGAAAUCUCCUUCUCGGAACUCGCCGCCAAGACGUUAGAGGUCACCGUGUGGGACUACGACCUUGGCAAGUCAAAUGACUUCAUUGGUGGCGUGUCCUUAGGCUGCCACUCGCAGGGGGACACCCUGCAGCACUGGAUAGACUGUCUGAAGAACAAGGGCAAGAAGGUGGAGCGCUGGCACACGCUGACCAACGAGCUGCCCGGCGCCACUUCGCAGGAAUGAGGUCCGCCGCGUCGCUCAGGACUCUGCAAGCCAACACAACACAUGGCAACGGAAAGCAAAGAAUGAAAGGAGACUUUUCUGCAUGAGUGUCCACAAAGGACUUCAUGAAAAGUAAAAGGCAUAAGUCAUUUUCCACGCCACACCUGAUUAUCUGAAAAGUCACAGCGCUUGGGAAUGACUAUGAGAACAUUGUGCCAAAUGGAAGCUUUGUGCCUCCUAUUAAGUGGGACCAUUUAUGUUGAUCAAAUAAUAGCGCAUGAACAUCUCGCUCGCAGUGCCAGAACGCUUCCGAGGAGCUUUAAGUCGACAUUUUGCAAUUAUUGGACUGUGUUUUGAUGGGCUGGUGGCGGCACGCGCUGCUGAAGGCCUAAUAAGAUGGAAAAGGAGAAUCGGUUCUUCCACCUUAACUUCUUGUCAAUUGUUUGCAUGUUCCGUGUCAUCAACCCAAAAAAAAAAAAACACUGCUGCAGGAUGACAUGCUUGUCGUUGCCAGUUGCACUCUUUUGAUCGCAAGAUUGUGUUCAUCCUAUUUUUUUUGUAAUGUGCUUCAAGUUGUAAAAUGUGUCAAUGCAAAUAUUCCAAAGUUAUGAACUUGGCCAUAGCUUUGUCUAAAGGAAACGAUUUCUGUAAUUCACAUUUAACAUUCAACAAAGCACACAACAUUGUCCAAAGCAGCUGCUCUUAUUUGUGGACGGCGCAAAAGGCAAGCUGUACCGUUUGUGAGGCAUGCAAAAAAAAAUAAUAAUACAAAAAUUGUAAGUAUAUAUCAUAUAUAUUACUUUUUGGGGUUGUUUGUCUUCUGGGAGUUGAAGUGAGCAUGGUUUAUUUAUUUCAUAAAUGGUUCUUAUGGA